GAGCUCGGCGUCCUGUGGGCCUGCCCACCGGGGGUCUCACUCACCGGCGGGACCCUGGGCAUACCCUGCGCCGCGGCUCCUCUGCCCCGGAGCCCGAAAGGCAUUGACCGACACCACUUGGAUGAAUUUAACUACCUCCUAGGAGACUUGAAUGUUACAUUUCUAUAAACAAAGAAACCGGUUGGUUCUCUCAUGUUUGGAGCAAUGCUGAAAUUCCAAGAGGCUGCUAAAUAUGUGAGUGGAUCAAUAGCCAUUUCCACUUAUCCAAAGACCUUGAUUGCAAGAAGGUAUGUUCUUCAGCAGAAACUUGGCAGUGGAAGUUUUGGAACUGUCUAUCUGGUUUUAGACAAGAAAGCCAAACAAGGAGAGGAAUUAAAGGUAUUGAAGGAAAUCUCUGUUGGAGAACUCAAUCCAAAUGACACUGUGCAGGCCAAUUUGGAGGCCCAGCUCCUUUCCAAGCUGGACCACCCAACUAUUGUCAAGUUCCAUGCAAGCUUUGUGGAGCAAGAUAAUUUCUGCAUUAUCACGGAGUACUGUGAGGGCCGAGAUCUGGACUGUAAAAUUCAGGAAUAUAAAGAAGCUGGAAAAAAUUUUUCAGAAGGUCAAAUAAUAGAAUGGUUCGUCCAGCUGUUGCUGGGAGUUGACUACAUGCAUGAAAGGAGGAUACUUCAUCGAGAUUUGAAAUCAAAGAAUAUAUUCCUGAAAAAUAAUCUACUUAAAAUUGGGGAUUUUGGAGUUUCUCGACUCCUAAUGGGAUCCUGUGAUCUAGCCACCACUUUAACUGGAACUCCCCAUUAUAUGAGUCCGGAGGCUCUGAAACACCAAGGCUACGACACAAAGUCAGACAUCUGGUCUCUGGCAUGCAUUUUAUAUGAGAUGUGCUGCAUGAAUCAUGCUUUUGCUGGCUCCAAUUUCUUGUCCGUUGUUUUAAAAAUUGUUGAAGGCGACACUCCUUCUCUCCCUAGGAGAUAUCCGAGAGAGCUGAAUGCCAUCAUGGAACGCAUGUUGAACAAGAAUCCUUCACUGAGACCAUCUGCUUUAGAAAUUUUAAAAAUCCCUUACAUUGAUGAACAACUACAGCACCUGAUGUGUAGGCAUUCAGAAAUGAGUCCAGAAGAUAAGAAUUUAAAUUGUCAGAAGGAAGCUGCUCAAAUAAUUGAUGCCAUGCAGAAGCAGACCCACCUGCAGACCCUGCGGGCGCUCUCCGAAGUGCAGAAAAUGACACCGAGAGAACGGAUGCGGCUGAGGAAGCUCCAGGCAGCUGACGAGGAGGCCAGCAAGCUGAAAAAGCUUGUGGAAGAAAAAUAUGAAGAAAAUAACAGACGAAUGCAAGAAUUGAGAUAUCGGAAUUUUCAGCAGCUAACUGUUGAUGUACUCCAUGAAUCUGACCGCCGGACUUCAGAGAACCUGCCUGAGUCUCAGCCCAUUCCUUGCCCGGACCUCGGUGUGCUGGAGGCGAGUGUAGAGGACACCACGGCGGACUUUGGGGAUCAUGGGAUCCCAGAAGACCCACUUAUGGCUGAGGAGUAUUAUGCUGAUACGUUUGAUUCCUGUUCUGAAGAGAGUGAAGAGGAGGAAGAAGAAACAGCAUUCUCAGGACUGGAGGAAGAGGUCAAGGAUGAGGGACCCCAGCCCGAUUACAGAGCAAGCCAGCAGGGCAGUGACAUUGAAGCACUGGUCAGGUGUUUGGAAAACGUCCUGGGCAGCCCCUCUCUCGACACAAGGACAAUCAGCAGCACGAUUACUGACAUGUCCCAGGGACCGACAAUUUUCAACAGUGCAAUGACCGGGACCAAGAUGCAACGCAUGAGGGACUCAGCCCUGCAGAAACUGGGAGCAGAGGUAUUUGAGGAGGUCUAUCACUACCUCAAGAGAGCAAGGCGGCAGAACGCCAGCGAUGCGGAGGUCAGGGCGUCUCUGGAAAAAGUGGUGCCUCGUGCCAGUGACUGCUUCGAAGUGGACCAGCUCCUCUACUUCGAGGAGCAGCUGCCGAUCAUGGGAGAAGGGCCCGCACGGCACAACCACCGCAAACGAUUGUCAAAAGCAACUUCAAGGGGCACAUUGCUGUGAAAAUCUAUUCAACACCUAAGUUGGACUCUAUUGUGGGAGAUGGGUACAGAGCUGGACCUACCAUCUUUACUUUUAAUUCCUUAGCAAAAAGGGAAUGAGUAGCAGAAUCACAGGUCUGCCUAUACUAUGAGUCAUGGGCCAGCCAGUAUUAGUGUUGUUAGGGCUAUACUCUGAGCUGCAUUCCCAGGAGUGUGCCCUCGAGGCACCCCUGGGGCCAGCCACCGAGGAUGCCUGGGAGGAGCCCUGUGCUCUGCAUCACCUCCAUUCGGAGGACGGACUCGGGGCCUCUGGCUGCGUCUAUGGACUCUGGCCAGCCU
Molecule: messenger RNA, 2387 nt
Organism: Molossus molossus (Pallas's mastiff bat)
Lineage: Eukaryota; Metazoa; Chordata; Mammalia; Chiroptera; Molossidae
Gene: NEK11
Product: NIMA related kinase 11
Biological process (GO): protein phosphorylation
Molecular function (GO): protein kinase activity; ATP binding
Source: RefSeq, a predicted model, not a curated record